AACCUUUUUUUGGCUUUUCUCUUUUUUUCUCUUUUUUUCCUUUUCUUUUCUUUUUCUUGCUUCUACUCUCCUUUCCACAGUGAUAAACGUUCCUUUCCCCUGAUUGUUUGCCCGUACUUUUUUUUUUUUUUUUACCGAAGCUCAAUUCCCUUCGCCGUUCAAUUGCAGUUCAAACUGUUGUUUUACACUUACCAAAAGGAAUGAAGACAACUCUAUUUGUUGCGGGAUUCUACCAUGGGACGCGUGCCCGGGAUCUUGCAUACGAGUUUGAGAGAUAUGGAAGAUUGAUACGUUGCGAUAUUCCAGCUCCAAAAUCUUUACGUGCUAAACCCUAUGCCUUUGUAGAAUUUGAAGAUGCACAUGAUGCAGAAAAAGCUUUUCGUGAUAUGCACGGAAGGCGUUUCGAAGAAUGUACUUUAAGCGUCCAGUGGGCACGCUUUGCACCAGGACCUGCCUGGCGUCUAGGGCCCUCUCACCCUCCACCGCCUCCAAUGGCAGAAAAUGAGCUUCCAAUGCUCCCAGAACCAUCAUCUUCUGGAAGUCACGCAACAACAAACGCACCUCCAUCCUCAAACACAACCACAGUGCUUCCAUCAGCGACCUCUUCCAUCUCCUCCAUAUCUAUCAAAACAGCACCCUCUGAAACGAAUGAAUCUUCUCAAACAAGACAACAACUACCGACAACUUCCAGCUCUGUUUACGACGAUGAGAUGUUUCUUCAUAAAAGAAGAUCCUACGCUGCACAUGAAAGCACCAGCAGUUACCGUUCAUCUAUGGAAACCUCGCGUAUACCGUCUCCCUCCUCGUCUUACCCAUAUGCUAACCACCGUCAUCAUCGACAUCAUCCACAUCGUCACCACCAUUAUCCCCACGACGAUUAUCCUGUAUUCAGAGGUAGAUCACCUCCACCUUCGCCCUAUCCGCGAUAUCAUGAGCGUCGUCAUUACUAUGGUGACGAAGUUGACUACUAUUACUAUCAAGACCAUAGUCAUAGUAGCAGCAGAAGAGCGAGACCGCGAGGAGUGAGAAGAAGAGAUGACAGCCGUUACAGCGAUAGUAGUUGUAGUCGGAGUCGUAGUAACAAUAGCAGAAAGAAAAGAAGCCGAUACGUGAGUCAAUCCUCAUCUUCUGUAUCGAGUUCAAGAUCACCUUAUUACCCAACGACAGCAACGUCAAAACAUCAACAGGAACAGCACAAAUACUCAGCAUCGCCAGUCUGCACCAACAGCUCUAAUAAUAGUAAUAAUAAUACCUUAUCCAUGAUACCACAGCAAAAACUAACAUCGACAGAUCCCUCCAGUAAACAGUAAAUGUAGCAAAUCAGCACCAUUUUAAUAUCAGCCAUAAUGAUGAUCAUGAGCACACUUGUUUGAUUCCUUCUUUCUUUCAUACUUUUUUUUUUGUUUUUUUUUUAUUUACACAAAAAAAAAA
Molecule: messenger RNA, 1431 nt
Organism: Mycotypha africana
Lineage: Eukaryota; Fungi; Mucoromycota; Mucoromycetes; Mucorales; Mycotyphaceae
Exons: 4
Coding region: 201-1310 (369 amino acids)
Molecular function (GO): RNA binding
Source: RefSeq, a predicted model, not a curated record